GUUUCAUACAAACAAUGCUUCGUUUGGACAUCGCUAUAGUUAGCUCGUACAAUACCGUCUAAAGGCCAUACCAGAAACAUGAGCGGUACAGUUCGCCAGAUCACUCUGACUACUGAUCCAGGAACUCCCUACUUCUUGCGAGUGGACUGGGCCGAAGACCUGGGUGCUGGGUUCACCUUGGCUCUCACUGAUGGAAGCUCAGCAUGGAUUGGAGAAGUUUCAGAGGAUGAGGUGACAAGGGAAGCCAGUGACAUGGGAGUUACAAGGGAGAGAUAUGUGGAGGAUCUUCUUCAAGCGUUAACAAAAAGGGAAGGAGGAAGAGGAAGAGGAGGGAGGAGAGGAGGCGACCAAGAGGUGUAUUCUUUCCACCUCACUCCAGAUCACUGUCGCUUCUCGUAUCAGAAGACCUGUAAUGACAUUUCGGUGCACUUGGGCUCUGUGGAUCUCCAGCCGUCUCCCGACCCUCUAGAGCUGACCCGGGAGAUGAUCAGCCAGUCCCUAAAGCACAGCAGAAAUCUGGAGACUGAAAACUCCCAGUUGUUGGAGGAGAACCGUAGACUGAAACAGGAUCACCAACGAAUACUCACAGAGCUGCAGCAGCAGGUUCAGGAUAAGGAGCUUUUAGAGAAGGAGCUGUAUUCACGUUUUGUCAUGGUGCUAAAUGAGAAGAAGGCCAAGAUCAGAGGCCUGCAGGAUGCUGUCCGUCAGCUCCACCAGACCGAUGACCAGCAGGGAGAUAAGGAACUACCGAGUGAUGCAAGUCAAGAUGAAGAAGGGAGCCAGGACAGAAGAGAGGAGACGGUUCAGAGCAUCCAUCCAUCUCAGGAACCAACUCUCCUUCUCACAGGUCGUAAUUUGGAGUGCCAGGGCAUCUCUAUUGACCCGACUUUUUCCGAUGAUGAGGACGAACAACCGAGACGGAAGAGAAGGUCGCUUCGCCCUCUGAGCCCAGAGUCAUCUCAAGAGCAAUAACACUGCAGAACUCCGCAGGUUGCGCGCUACCUUCUGUGCUGGCGUAAAGACUUUGCCUGAAUACGUUAGCAGUCAUGUGAUAACAGGCGCUUUGCUCCCUCGGUGCUUUCUCGGGAUCCGAUGAGGUUUCCGCUAAUGACUUGGAGAACAUGGUAGAGGAUCUGGACCAGGAAUAUGGAAGCAAUUUCUCAAGAGUUCGACUUCGCCCUUAGCUUGAAAUUGCCUGCCAAGCCCCUCGGCCUCAGCUCCGUGUGAGACUGAAGCAAGAGUAACAACUACUGAGGGACAACAUGCUACACCCAGAAAACAGGGUGUCACCAACGAGGAACCAAAGCUGCUUUGUUGCUGCUCAUUCAUCAUGCCUUGCUGAUGUUUUCCUCCCUCUUUUCAUUAUGCAAAUAAACUAUACGCUGCCUCUUUCAUUUCCGCUUUCUAAACCAGCAUUUUGCGAAAGCUAAUUUGACCUCCCCCCCUUUUUUCCUUGUUUUCAUCUGCCCUUUUAUUCUGUAGAUGUUCUGUGGCCCAAACUACCUGAUGCGUGUUUUCCAGAGCGUUAAUAGGAUUAUGUUUUCUCUCACUGUCUUCACUUCUUCACCUC
Messenger RNA from Stegastes partitus (bicolor damselfish), 1570 nucleotides. Its product is annotated as DNA repair protein XRCC4-like. Gene Ontology annotation, biological process: response to X-ray; positive regulation of ligase activity; double-strand break repair via nonhomologous end joining. Gene Ontology annotation, cellular component: nucleus; DNA-dependent protein kinase-DNA ligase 4 complex; DNA ligase IV complex. The record is from RefSeq and is a predicted model, not a curated record. Gene Ontology annotation, molecular function: DNA binding. The transcript is spliced from 8 exons. Bases 79 to 972 code for a protein of 297 amino acids. NCBI's taxonomy places the organism in Eukaryota, Metazoa, Chordata, Actinopteri, Pomacentridae.